This is a messenger RNA of Chlorocebus sabaeus (green monkey), 3996 nucleotides long. Lineage: Eukaryota; Metazoa; Chordata; Mammalia; Primates; Cercopithecidae. The record is from RefSeq and is a predicted model, not a curated record.
GAGUGGUGACUCAGUUUACUCCCGAGGGAAGGAGUGCGAUCACCAUGCCUUUGGGUGAGCCCUCCACAGAAUGGAGGAGCCAGAGGCAAGCCUGGGGACUGUGUCAUCAGAACCAAGGCAGCAGGCUCCAGCCCUGGGGGUGGGGUGAAAUGGGCACUCAUGGACAUGCAUGACACUGGCCUCUGUACACACCUCCAGGUGCCACACCUGCUGGCCCUGCAGGUGAGAGGCGCGGGAGGUGCAGACACGGGAGGCUGGGCUACGGUGGCAGGAGCUCGUGGUCUGGGACAGACAGGUGUGUGCAGGGGCAGCCGAGCAGGGGCCUCAGGGAGGGGAGCCAGCUCAGGGGAUGCUUGUGGAGGGGUGGCUCAAGGGAGAGGAGAAGGGCAGGUGUGUGGCGGCCAAAGGUGCCCCGAGGGCAAGUGCCCAGUGUGGACACAGGUGCAGGGCACACUUGGAAGCUUGGGGGCUUCAGAGAGGAAAGGGGGCUGUGGGAAAGGGUCUCUCCCCGCCUGCCUGUGAGGCUUGGCUGAGCCUCUGCACCCAGUCCUCCGCAGUGCUGGCCCUGGCGCCCUGUGCAGAGGCACCCCCUAGACGUCCUGAGACACAGAGGGGUCAGCUGGGCACGGACCCCAGAGCUUUCUGGGGUGCUGUUGGGGCUCCCAUAGGCUCUUGGCCUUGCAGCUACAGUCUAUCAGUUUCCCAGAGGUGCUCUGCCUAUUUGGGGCAUCCUUCUCUACUUUUGAGUCUAAAAGGAACCCUGGAAAAUUGGGCCAGUUCGAGUCCUUUGAGGCUGAGGAGUAAGACCACCUGAAAAGGCCGGCACUUCCUUAGCACCUGGUGCUGGCGGCACCGCUAGGGCCAAGGGAGAGGAUUCCACACCCCUGAGGCCAUGCCUGCCACCAGCCUCUCAGUCGGGAAGCACCUCACCGAGUCUGCCCUGCAGCCAUGUGGGUCACCCCUUCUUCCUCAUGAUUUAGAGGAAGAUGUUCCCCCAAAGCAAGUGGCUUCCAGUCAGCAUCAGGAAGCUGGGAGCUUCCAGGCUAGCUCAGGGCACUCUGGAAAAGGCAGACGGGGCUCCCUAAGAGUGGCCACAAGAGGCUGGGCCUGAAGCUGAUGUGGUCACCGUUUCCAUGUGGGAGGGAAGCCAGGGCAGUCACUGUCAUGCCCAUGUGUGGCUCAGGAGGAAGGCCCCAGAGGCCAGAGCAGACAGGAGGGAUGGGGCCUCAUAGAGGAGCUCAGAGGGUGGAGGGUCUCCCAGGGGAGCUCAGAGGGCAAAGGGACGGGGACCCACAGGGCCCUCUCCACGGGAAGGACAGGAAGGGUGGCUGCACUCAGGGUGGGAGAUGAUGCCCCGUCUGAGGUUCUGCCUCCAGGACCCGGAACACAAAUGUCCUUGUUUCCAGUGCUCCCCUGGGGAUGUCUUUCCUUGUCCCUGUGACUGUCAAGGUCUGUAGAUGUGGCCUGUCUCGCGUUGCUGAGGAAGGAGAUGAAGAGCACUGGAAGGAGAUGAAGAGCACAUCAGUAGAUGUUUAAAGGCUGCCCACCAUGGGCAGAGACCCCCCUUGGGCUGGACCCAGGCCAUGCUAUGGAGGGGCUUAAUUCGUGGGGGUUCGAUCCCAGGAUGGUGGUGGGGGGUGGUGCAGCCUAAGGACCUGUAAGCAUCAGAGCUGAGGGGGUCGGGGUGCAGGGCCAGAGCCUUCCUGGGUGGGUAGAUGUGCUUGAUGCCUGGGAGUCCUGCAGGUCUAGGGGACAGCAGCCAGAGUGACCGUCUGAAAUGAACCUUUGGUAGAGAUGUGAUUUAGAACUGGUUCUUCCUUCCUUUUCUGUCUCAAACCAUAAGCUGCCCCCCAGGGCCUGGAAAAUGUGGGGUGCAGGUGGCGUCUCUCUGGGGUGACCCCCGUCCUGAAGAAGGGUGAGCUUUACAGUGAUGACCUGGCCCCCCAAGACGGGCCCCCAGCUCAGCGGAGUCAGUGCAGGGACUACUGAAGGGAAUCCAGGCCUGGCAGUGUGGGCGCAGGGCGUUGCCUUCCCUCUUCCUCCACCGUGCGGUGAUGCCAUGCCCAGUCCAAACGUGACCUCGAUGGAGUGUGAUUCCCACGCCGUCUGUGGGGUCUCAAGAGAGUAAGGGGUGGCGUGGCCGGUUCUUACAGGGUGCCAAAGAAAUCCUGGUGAAGCCUCCAGUUGGCUGGAUGUAAACUGUAUUUGGAUCAUGCCUUGAGCUGCUUAAUUAAAGGGGCUGGCAUAGUGGUGCACAGUUUACCGUAACAACUCAGCCCAACUCCAGCAGACGGUGCCAUCCAGGAAACCAGGCGCUGCCAAGGAUUCCAGCCCCGGCCCCACCUUCCCUUUAGCAGUCCGUGGUGUUUGGGUAGUCUGUGGCCAGUGUAGCCCUGUUUCAGAGUGUGGGGUCUCCGCUGAAAGGACUGGCGUGGGUCAUUGUUUGAAAAGAAUCAGGCCCCAGUGAGGUUCGCUGAAAGCUAACACUGGAUGCAGCAGAAUCUGAGUGUGACGGGAAGUCAGCGUCACCAUUUUGAGGGUGAUGGACACGUUUUCUGCACUCUAGCCCUGUGGAAGCGCUGGCUGACAGCAGCCUGGCUGUCCGAAUUCCAAAGAAAUGGGCUCCUUCUAAAUUUUCAGGUGCUGCUGCAUACUCAGGAGCACACACCCUCCUUGUCCUUGUGGGUGGGGGUGUCCUUGGAUGGAGAGGGUGCCCCACUGUGCCACGUCUCAGCAGCCCCACCAGAGCUGUGUCCCCUCCCCCGUGCAGGUGCAAGGAGCUCACCUGAGGCUGAGGCAGGCCCAGGCCCAGCACUCACAGGAGGUCCGGCAGCUGCAGGAGCAGAUGAGCCGGCUGGUGCCCCAGGACCGUGUGGCUGAGCUGCAGCGCCUGCUCAGCCUUCAGGGAGAGCAGGCCGGGAGGCGCCUGGAUGCACAGCGGGAAGAACAUGAGAAACAGCUGAAAGCCACAGAAGAGCGGGUAGAAGAGGCGGAGAUGAUUCUGAAGAAUAUGGAAAUGCUCCUCCAAGAGAAAGUGGAUGAGCUGAAGGAGCAGUUUGAAAAGAAUGCGAAGUCCGACCUGCUACUGAAGGAGCUGUAUGUGGAGAAUGCCCACCUGGUGAGAGCACUUCAGGUCACUGAGGAGAAGCAGCGAGGCGCCGAAAAACAAAGCCGCAUCUUGGAAGAAAAAGUUCGCGCUCUCAACAAACUCGUCAGUAGGAUUGCCCCCGCAGCCCUCUCUGUGUAAAGACGGAUUGUUUUCCAGGAUUCAUUCGGAAGCACAUCUUUUAAAUUAAGCCACUGUGAUGCCUUAGUUUUCCGUGGGUCAUGAGCCAUGAGUCCUAGGACAUAUGAGGAUUGGGAUUCUUUGUUCACCCCCCAGACAGUUAAUGCCCUGCCCUGGGCAAAAUCAGGGUCGGGGGCUGGGGGAAUAUGCAUGUUGCAAAAGCCUGCGUUUUUAUUAGCGGUCCUGAGUAAUUUUCCUUGGCAAAAUUCCCAGUUUUGCCACUUGUUGGAGGCAGAUUCUGGGAGCUGUCAGCAAGGAGCAGCUAAGUGAGCAGUUAAGGACAGCACUUUCCAUGUGGUACUUCUGACCCGGCUGUCAGAUUGAAACGUAAAAUCAGGGCUCUGUACAGUUUUGCCAUUUCAUUGUUCUGCUUUGAGCUUAGGUUAUUAGAACUCUUGGUGGCGGGUGCCUACACACAUUCCAGAAAGGCUUCACUCGCUGGGAACGUCAACCCAGCGAGAAAAGAGGGGAAGCUUCUUCUCCAGGGACCUUAUCUGUGGACUCAGGGAUGACGGUGUUUAUUGCAAAUGCACAAUCUUUUUCCCAUUGAAAUGUCAUCACACUGGAAAUUGUACUAUAUGUAAAAAGAAAAAAAGUAUAGUUUUAUAUUUGAAAUGUAUACCAAUUAUGGCCAUAUGGCUGAUUGGAAUGUACUGCUGUAAUAUAAAAAGUCACUGUAUUUGCAAUAAAUUCUUUUCUAUUAAAAUUGA